UCAGAAACGUUUAUAUAUGACCUAAUUCAAUUUUGAAAUCCAAACUAUUCGAUCCGGCUCAGUACACAAUGGGAGCGUGUUGUCCGAAACUGAACAAAAGCCAGUCGUAUCUGAGCAUGGCCGACUCAGACGCGCCCCUGUUGCCGGGGGGAGGCACCCCCAAUGGAACCCUGGGAGGGGGCCGGUCGGUGCCAAAUGGCACUCUGGACUCGAGUAAAGAUGCUGAUGAAAGAGCAGUGUACACGAAGAUUAUAGAUGAUACACAGACACAGAUCAUUGACGUGAUGGCAGUUGACCAGAGGUCUGGAAAUGUGUCCGAGCUAGUGGACAGAGGCACUGCUUACCAGUCCAAACUGCAGGCUAUGGCCCACGAGCACAACAAGUCUCACUCCCCCCACAGAUACUCUCCGGAUGGGGGGUCAAGUGGAAGUAGUGGAGGGGCAGGCAGCUUACCCAAAAUGGCUCUAUCGUCAGAUGCUAACUUCCAGAUGUUGCCACAUGUCAAUCCACAGGAAGUGCUGAUGAUGAAUGAAAUUCUGACGCAAUUCGAAGAAGCUUACAUCGAGAUCAAAGUAAAACACAACGAACCCUUGGUCACGCCCCUCGAAAUAUGAAGAAACACAGCAACUACAACUGACUGCCCUGCCAUGCCCAUUUUUUGAAGCAAACAGCAAUGUCAAGUGACGCUUAGAAAGAAAUGAAUUCUAUUUAAAUACUUGUGUUUUAAGAUCGAAAGUAGAUAAACAAGAAAAGGCUUCUUUUUAUGUGCCUAUUCAUUGCUCCUAUUUUAUAAUGCUUAUCAAUGAUGAUAAAAUGAUGUAAUUCUGUCUUUCUCUCUCCAUAUUUGAAUAUUUUGAAAAUAAUUAUUACGAAAUCGCUGAACCAGUUAAUGACUAAAUGGGCUUUCUGUCGAAAACGCUGAGGUGGUUUAAUUGCACUAUUUAGCACCCUCCUUUUAAGUUCGAGAAAUGAUCUGUUUUCUUAAACUUAUCCUUGGAGUGGGUUAAUAUUGUGUAGGUAGAGGUUUGUUUUAUUGUACCGCCACUAAUUUAGAUUUCUCAAGUGUGCAACUCAUGAAAAUUAAUGCUUAGUUAUCACUUACCAGCAAAUUGAGUUUCUUGAGGUUCUUUUAUUUCCCCGCGACCCUACUCACUUAUAGGGUUGGUGACAUACGGGACAAUCCGUUCGGAACCGAAACAAGAUUCGAACCCUCAACUCUUGUGUUAAGAGCCGCGGACUUUACCCACUCAGCCAAGGCUUCGAAACUUUAAGUGUCAUUCACUGGUGGUACUGUGAUGCAAUAUGCAGUAGAGUAUAGUCGUAGUCAGUUACUCAGUUAGUUAACGUGGUGCUCACUUCUUUAUACAUUUUGCUCAUCUUCAUUUUGCCCAUCGCAAUGAGACUUGUAUUCUAGCGAUCACGUUCUCAAACACUCGUAUUCAAACUAGUCUUCAAAAACUCUAUUUAAGUUGAAUUGAUUCUGCAGCUUUGAUGGUCCGCAAAAACAGAUUAUGCGUUCGCAUAAAGUUCUAAGUAGUAAUCUUAGUUAAAAGUUAAUUUCAAAUUAAACGUUAUUGAUUGAAAAUAAUGUCAAAAUGAAUUCGCAAGGGAUCUUUCAAACCCUAAAAAUAGAAAAACCUGAAAGUUAAGUGUGGUUUAGUUCAAUUCAUUGUUGAAUGCUGUUGGCUAUCGUUUUAGUUUUCCAGCUCCUUUUUUGCUGCAUUGAAUGAACAACUAAAUUAAGUGCUUUCGUUCGAUGAAUAUGAAGUUGUCUAGUUUAGUUACUCUGGAGUUGUGUAGUUAUUAACCAGUAGCUUAACUAGUGCAAGUUAUCUAAAGUCUAUUUAUCGUAAUUAAAUUCUAUUUUCUCA
Molecule: messenger RNA, 1871 nt
Organism: Symsagittifera roscoffensis
Lineage: Eukaryota; Metazoa; Xenacoelomorpha; Acoela; Convolutidae
Exons: 3
Coding region: 69-614 (181 amino acids)
Biological process (GO): cellular response to amino acid stimulus; regulation of receptor recycling; positive regulation of MAPK cascade
Cellular component (GO): lysosome; Ragulator complex
Molecular function (GO): guanyl-nucleotide exchange factor activity; molecular adaptor activity
Source: RefSeq, a predicted model, not a curated record